AUGGCCACCAUACAACCUCAAGAUCAACCACGAAAGAAGCGAACCAGGGCCAAGGUUCCCAAGGUCAGAACAGGUUGCAAAACUUGCAAACGUCGCCACUUGAAAUGUGACGAGGGAAAACCUUCCUGUCUUCGUUGCUUGAGAGACAAAUGGACAUGCGAUGGCUAUUCUCAGAGUAGCCCCGAGCCGCUUUACGUCAGCGGCACUUCGUCAUAUGAGUUGCCUUUGCAUCCGAAGUCCGAUGAAAUGACCAGCGGGUCCAGUACAUUACGCCCAGCUUUGACAGGCGGAGUGUUGGCCAAUACAGCUGAUAAUGCUCUUUAUUACCAUACGAGAGAAUGGGUGAUCCCUGACCUUGAGAUGAUUGAUGGCUCAAGAGAGUUCUGGCACGAUAUCAUAUUACCACUAUCCUACUCAAACACUGUCAUCAAACACGCGCUAUGUGCACUAGGGGCUUCUCAUCAGCGGUUCCUCGCAUCAUACCCAGGGAACCUCAACAACUUGGGCCAUUCUAUCGACUACGACUAUCAAGCGAAUCUCAAAUACAGCGAAGCUAUUGCUCUAAUACGUCCAGUCAUGGCAGAAAAUUCUGCCUCCAAUAUACAAACCGCAUUACUAUGUUACUCGGUGCGCCAUCUUCGCGCUGGUUAUCAACUUCUAGAAUCACUACGCGUCGCUCGAUCGCCGGAGACAUCACCGAACGGAACGAGCUGCCCACCAGAAGACCGGAAUGCCGGAGUUUUUAAGAUGUUAGCCGCAAUGUUCUCCUCUCUUGGAAAGAGUGUCGGUGCUUUCACAGGAGAUACGGCCUUCUCUAAUAUCACCCAGUGCGCCCCAGAGAUAGAUAUGGGUAAUCCCAAAACGCCCUUCUUGACUAUCACGGAGGCUGAAGUCUCUCUGUCGGCCUUGAACGCAUUCUUCGAUGAAUGCCUCUUUGGCAGUGACACUCUACCCGACAUCGAUCAGAAAGUCGGCUGCAAGAGCCUUGCACAAUCAGCAACCGAGUCGUUCAUCCAUGCCCUGGAUUUAAUAAAACCCCUCUUCCUUUCAUGGACUUCAAGGAUGCAACUCUUUGUCAUGUCUGUCCAGAUAACUCCAUUUGGAACCCUGGAGAAACGUCGCUUGGCAGUAUUAUCACUGUAUCAGACAACAUGGUCAGCUUUCCUCAACACAGACCCCCACAACACAGGGUUCGCGAAGAGUGACUAUGAAAGAAUACUCAAUAAGAUUGAGCAGAUUGUUGCGCUAGAAAACUCUCAAACCCGGCCGAUGUUUGCUUUUGACGGCCAUCUAGUUCGCGAGCUUUCUACAAUUUGCGCUUCAUGCACGGACGCCGAGAUUCGGAACAGAUCGAUCAUGAUAUUGCGGUCAAUGAAUAGACGUGAAGGGGUCUGGGAUAGUUGGGAGGUGGCGAACAUCUACGAGAAAGUCUUCAAAGGACUAGAAGACGGUACCUUGUCAUUCGACAACCUGCCAUGGGGUUUAACACAGCUAUUGAAAGAGCUAUCUAAUUGAAGUUUACUGCAUUUUAAUACACGACAUG
Molecule: messenger RNA, 1543 nt
Organism: Fusarium odoratissimum NRRL 54006
Lineage: Eukaryota; Fungi; Ascomycota; Sordariomycetes; Hypocreales; Nectriaceae
Exons: 4
Coding region: 1-1515 (504 amino acids)
Biological process (GO): regulation of DNA-templated transcription
Molecular function (GO): DNA-binding transcription factor activity, RNA polymerase II-specific; zinc ion binding
Source: RefSeq, a predicted model, not a curated record